This is a messenger RNA of Pomacea canaliculata, 2233 nucleotides long. RefSeq lists its product as uncharacterized. The transcript has 12 exons. Lineage: Eukaryota; Metazoa; Mollusca; Gastropoda; Architaenioglossa; Ampullariidae. The record is from RefSeq and is a predicted model, not a curated record. Bases 493 to 1863 code for a protein of 456 amino acids.
UCUUUGAGGAGGCGAGGGCCAGUGAGAAGUCUGUCUAUUGACUGCACUCGGCACAUCUUUGACAGGCAAGUGCUAUGACCCAUUCCGAUGAAUUAUUACAAAACAAGAGCUGUUUUUCUUAACUCUUAAACUAACAGGAACACGUCAAAACACAUCGAAAGAAGACAAAACAGAUCUAGGCGGGGUAACUCCGUUUUGUAAAGGGUCUACGAUGUAAUGCAGGUUAUCACCCCUUGGUAUGAUGGAGCACGUCCUCUGUAAAUAUUGCCUUAUUGUGUCAAAGAAAAAUGAUGAGCGUUUUAUUAAAAAAGAAAAACAAGUGCAUUGUAUGAUAAAGGUUUGAAAACUAUUUUUGUAUGGCUUUCUCCAUAUUUGACGGAGGUCGGAUGGCCUCUGGACUUCAUUGCAAGCUAGACGUCCACUUAAGUACACUGAAGUCCUGCUCUACGGCCAUAGUAACCAAACGAUUUGUCUUUCACACCUCCAGUCACCAUGCCCGCUUUACCAGUGCUGCUGACUUUCGCAAUUUCCAUUAGUGUGGUCUCAGCACAAGUAGUCAUCUUCCCUCGCUGCAAGACCAGUGAGCAGAAGAUGGAGGUCAUCUACGCCAACCCGACAACAAAUCCUUACGACCUCUUCGCUACCAGUCGUCGAUCCACGUGCGGAAAACGCGCCGGCACCACCACCGGAAACGGAACCUACGCAAAUCCUUACGUCAUCAACGUGGACCUUAGCAACGGGUUGAGCUCCCAGUCUCCGGACUGCGGCGUUGUCAAAACCGGUGCUGACACCUACACAAUUUCAAUCUCGGUUGUCUUCUCUUGUGACGGACCUGACCCUAAUGACAAGGACUACACAUUCAGCUGCAACCUCAACCUACCGACUACCACCGUUUCGCCUUCAAUUAUUCAAUCGAGUAGCGCCAACUACUCGUGCCUUGCCCCCGGUACCAUCCUCUUCACCUACGAGCAGACCCUCAACGCCCCCGGUGACGUAUACGCGGCAGGCAAGGAGGCCACGUGCUCGAGGUCAGCAGGUCAGGGGUCAGGAAGUGGUGCUUCUGGUGAUCCUUACAUGUUGCAGAUCGACGUCAGCAGCACAGCCACAGACUGUGGAGUGAUGCUGCUGGGUCCCAGCACGUACUCCGUUCUGUUGCACGUGCAGCAAAUUCCUGGUGUCGUUACACGUGCUGACGUCAGCUUCCCUCUCACCUGCAAUUUCUCGGUUUCGGCAACCCAGGUCGUCAGGUCUGGCAUCGCGUCGGCAGGCAGCAAGCUUGCUCAGGGCACGGCCUCACAGUUGCAGCCGUCGGUGUCGCUGUACGUGGUCUCAGCGUCGUCGUCGUCGUCGUCGACAGGCGUGUUGUCGUCGUUCACAGUGGGUGACGAGAUUCGACUGGCAGCACAGCUUGUGGGGGGACCUGCAACCGGGCUUCACGUGCGUGACUGCACGUCGAGUGCUGGACCUGGUCUGACGCCAGUCCUGCAGCUCUUGGACCACAAUGGGUGUUCUAGCGGCAACAAGCUGAUGCCCCCGUUCGUGGCCCAGGGGUCAGCCGGCGCUGCGGCCUUGACCGCCAGCUUUCCCGCAUUCAAAUUCAACGGCUACGACACGGUGUACUUUGAAUGUGUCAUCGACUUCUGCUACAGGGACAACGACCUCGCCUGCCAGGGUAUCCACUGCGCUACUACUUCCCGACGCAAACGUGAAGCUGCUGACGUCAAUGAGACCUUGACGUCACGAUCAGUCUCCACCUACGUCACUGUGUAUUCCGAUACGUCAGAGGGGAAUGCCGCAGGUUCGAUCGUCAGGCCGUACUCGCAGCAGGGAGUGGUCAGAAGCAGUGGACAUCGGAAGCAGUGAUCGUCGUCGCUGUUCUCGGCGUGGGAUUCUUGCUGACCCUUCUUCUGUCUAUCGUUCUGGGAGUAAAGGUUGCGACCUUGACUUCAAGCUCUCCCACUUUGUCCAAGAAGUAGAAAAACAAACUUUCCUGAAACUUGUUUAUUUUCACAUAUCGUAAAAAAGGAGCGGAUGUAACUCUCAAAACACCAAGAAGAUAAAGAACCUCCACUCUCACUGUCAAGCUGUAACGUAGAAUGUGGCUGUUACACGUACAUGUAGGAGAGUGCGAAUUCCUAGUGACCUUUGCAUUAAACAUCUAAAAUAAAGUCUGUGCACAGCAUCGAAUUAACAGCCUUUGUUUUCUUUGAAUAUUUUUUCUUUUUACUCCUUG